UAUAAGACGUGAUAAAUUGAUAAAAAAUUUUACUUAGAUGAGGUCUUGGCGGAAGUAAAUUAUUAUUACAUAACGCUUAUAAGUCGAAAUCGUGGACACCGCGAGGCUAUAACGCAUGCGUUGCUACGCAACCAGACAGUAAACACUUCCCGGCAACGUGGCACUGUGACGUGGCGGUGUUACGCAAACAGGUACUGUGACGUCACAGGUACCAGUUGCUGGAGUAAAAAGCAGAACUGCAGACCGCUGCGGACCGAGUUGUGACGGUUGUGACGGUUGUGACAGUUGUGUUCACAGAAGGCAGUCGUUACCCAGCAAGGAGAGGACUGAGGCAACAAGCAGAAUCAUCAUUUCCGGAAGCCAUUACUACAAACAGUGAGGUUUAAUUGAUGACUAUGGACAAUACGCAGCAAACAGAGAAGGAAAGUCCGGAGGAGGGAUUUGAUUUCUUCUUUCUCCACGUACAGAAGAAGGUGCAAGAAAGGGGGGCUCCCUUCAUCAGUGAGAUGGCGGCCUCGAUGUGGGAGCACAUGGCAGCGGACGAGAGAUGGGGCUAUGAGGAACAGGCCCGAAACAAGGAGCACAGACUGAGCCACGUGGAUUUUAGUAACGCAUUUCGGCCACGGAGGACACACUGCGCAUGGCUUGAGCGACUGCUGAACCAGGCAAACAGACAGAACAGGAUGUUCAGAGAGAUAGAAGAAACUGUACGCUCGCUCAAACACCACAACUCACUGAAAACCCACCUGUUCCACCUGGUGCACGUCAACUACUGCUGCAAGGAUCGCAGUGGCAGGUACCUGGGCUGUGAAAUUGCUCUCGUUGAGUUCAGUUUUGUGGACGGCGUUACGAAUAAUUUCCAUGCAUUCAUUAACCCCGGUGACAUUCCUCUUGGCUACGCUUCUCAGGCAUUCAAACAUGCAACAGAAACUCACCCGAUUCCACUGCCUCCAGACGGUUUCGGGAGUGAGUCACAUCAUCAAGAAAUACUCAGCAACAUUAGAUUUUUUCUAAUGGGAGAGGACGGAGAAGAAACAAACCUGCCGCCUCUGUAUACGUCACCAGGAGACAUCGAAGCUGUUGAAAGCGUUUUGUGCCUACUGAAUGAACGCCCUGGUCAGCAAAUGAAUGCAGGAAGAGACAACAUCCGCGUAUACUCUGUGUGCAAACUGUUUCACGAACUCCGGAAUGCAAGCAUGGGUGUUCCGAGUGAUGUGAUCUUGUCUCCCAACUUCUUGGAUGAACGCGAGCUGAUUAAAAAAGACUUGAAAUAUGCGGAGGGAAUCUCACGCGACUUCCAUGAACUACAAACAAUGCGACACUGCAGUCUGUGGCAUUUGCUGAGUUGGAGUACCUUCAUUGUGGAUGAGUGCUGUGGGCCGCUGGCGAUAGAAAUUGUUCCAGAAAAACAUCUCACUUUCAGCUCCUAUCUUACCACGCACGUGAUUCGCUGCUGCAAUCAGAAAAUUGUCCCUAAGCAACAGCAGUGAAGCAGAAUAAACCAGUACAACAAGUGAGCGCAGUAGGAGACUUCCGGCCAAUGUUACAGCGGCCCGUGCGUCCUCUCCGCAGACCCAGAGACCCCAAUGAAGUGAACUUGAUGCGUGCCCUCUCCAAGCAGUGAGAACAACUGUGUGAACAUCACUUUCUCCUAACCCCAGUGAGGCAGAGGCUACCCCCAGUUGGCCCCAGACGUAGGGUUGGUACCGCCCCGCAGUUACAAUAUAUUGGAUCCCCUGCAACUGGAUCAGGUUAUUUUGUACCCCAUAGAUUUCUGUCUUUCUGCUGAGUGUUUGAAUGUUUAAUGUAUGUAUCAUAUUUGUUCUUAUAAAAAGUUUAUACCCGAACUCUCAUGCUCUUCCUAUUAACAGUAGCCUGUAAUAGUAUGUGUUUGUCUAAGUAUUAAAUUAUAAACAUUAAUAUGUCAA
Messenger RNA from Cryptotermes secundus, 1928 nucleotides. Its product is annotated as protein maelstrom homolog. The transcript is spliced from 2 exons. Lineage: Eukaryota; Metazoa; Arthropoda; Insecta; Blattodea; Kalotermitidae. The record is from RefSeq and is a predicted model, not a curated record. Gene Ontology annotation, biological process: negative regulation of DNA-templated transcription; male meiotic nuclear division; spermatogenesis. The coding region runs from base 390 to 1490 and encodes 366 amino acids. Gene Ontology annotation, molecular function: sequence-specific DNA binding. Gene Ontology annotation, cellular component: P granule; nucleus.